AUGGCCCGUACUAAGCAGACCGCCCGUAAGUCCACCGGAGGAAAGGCUCCCCGCAAGCAGCUCGCCUCCAAGGCCGCCCGCAAGUCCGCCCCCGCCCAGACCGGUGGUGUCAAGAAGCCCCAUCGUUAUAGGCCCGGAACUGUCGCUCUCCGCGAGAUCCGUCGUUACCAGAAGUCCACUGAGCUCUUGAUCCGCAAGUUGCCUUUCCAGCGCUUGGUUCGUGAGAUUGCUCAGGACUUCAAGACCGACUUGCGUUUCCAGUCCUCCGCUAUUGGUGCUCUCCAGGAGGCUGUUGAGGCUUACCUCGUCUCUCUUUUCGAGGACACCAACUUGUGUGCCAUCCACGCCAAGCGUGUCACCAUCCAGCCCAAGGACAUGUCCUUGGCCCGCCGUCUCCGCGGUGAGCGCGCCUAA
Molecule: messenger RNA, 414 nt
Organism: Saitoella complicata NRRL Y-17804
Lineage: Eukaryota; Fungi; Ascomycota; Saitoellomycetes; Saitoellales; Saitoellaceae
Product: histone H3
Exons: 3
Coding region: 1-414 (137 amino acids)
Cellular component (GO): nucleosome
Molecular function (GO): structural constituent of chromatin; DNA binding; protein heterodimerization activity
Source: RefSeq, a predicted model, not a curated record